GACACGCAGCAGCAGAGAGCUCCUUGCAGCUAGCCGAAGUUACAGUGAAAUGACUAUUUUAUUGUAUUCCUCUUUAUGACUAUAAGUAUCUGGAGAUGUUAGAGAUUUUAUUUGGCUUGUGUUGAUUUACGAGAUGUCAGCUACACGGCUUUAAUACAACACUGAGCAAAUAUUGGACAUCUGAGCAACACAAAUGUGUUAGUGUUGUGUUUAUUAGCUAAUAGAGCACUGUACAGGAAACAUGUCUAAACACAAAGCAUCCAAGAAGAAGCUUAUUAUUGAAGAUGAUGAGCUGAAAAAAGAAGGAGAAGAACUGAAUCCCUUCUCCUUUAAAGAAUUUAUCAGGAGCAAAAAUCAUCACUCUGGCAGCGUCGAGCCUGUUGAGAAAGCAUCUGAUGGUGCUUGUUCAGUGGAGGAUGAAUACAAAUACACCAGAGACUUUGAGAACUGCCUUAAGGCUGACUUUUUCACAGAUCCCACCCUUCUUGACCAGUCGUUUGACUAUAAACCCGAGGACGAGUGGACCGACAGCUACCACCCCUCGGCUAUUGACGGAGCACAUGAUUUAGGACUGAGUGGCGCUCUGGAUGGCGGCGCUUAUUUGGAUCACUCUUUACUGUCCUGUGAAGACAAGGACGAGACAGUAAAUGAGUGGGAGCUGGGAGAGGACUUCUCACCACAGCCUCACUUCCACAGAAAGAGCACGGGUAGCUAUGAAGGAGAUGAAGAGACCUCGGUUAUUGAUCUCACCUUCCACUCGAAGAAAAGAAGUACAGAAAAUGGAAUAAGUUACCAGCAAAAGCUAAGAGAAGAAAAUUCUCAGCUUCGGAAGCAUAUCAGAGAACUGAUAAACAAGUCCGAGGCUGAUUCUUCUAAAAUCAGAGAGCUCACAGACGAGCUGCACAAGCGAAAUUUGCAAGAGGAGAGAGAAGCCAAAGCCUUAGAAAGAAUGGUGCAGUCUGUGGAAGAAAAUCUCCAGCUCAUGACCAAGCGCGCCGUUAAAGCUGAAAGCAGUUUGUCUAAAUUGAAGCAAGAGGUCCAUCAGCUACAGAGCCAGCUAGAAACAUACAGAUGUGAAAAUGAACGUUUCCGUGCCGGAGAAUCUGCUGCCAUGAGCUCAAUGAGACAGAAUGCACAAGUGGCAUCCAAGUACCUCAACAAAGUUGCUCAGGAUGCUGAGACUUCCAUUAAGCAGUUGCUGACAGGUCGAGAGACUUUGUGCCUCGUAUCAGAGCUGCUGCGGUCCAUAGACAAGAUCUCUGAGAUUCCAAAAUAGCACCUUCUCUAAUUCACCUUGUCGUGCCUUAACCACCUCUGUUAUUCUUUGCUUUUUCGAAUCAGUUAAUUUUUUUUUUACAUACUAUUCCUUUCUUCUGCCAAUUUAAUCCAUGUUAAUCUAUAUGGCUGGACGGAUCACAUGAUUAUUUAUGGUUACAUUGCAACAUUUGUCUAUGAAACAUGCCAUAAAUCUCAUCAUAGUCAUUUACUAAAGCAUGCUAUAAAGGAAUUUUAUCAUGUUUGGUUUUCAACAUUUAACUCUCUGGUUGGGAAGUUAAAAAAAAAGAAAAGAACUUUCCCCUUUUAAAGCAAUCGUUCCUUCUAAUGGUUGUCCUCAUUUUAAUUUCAGCUCCCCAGAAUGGUAAACAAGUCUGUUCUAUCGUUUCCAGGCCAGUGCCCCGUGAGAGCCGGGGUUUAAUUUCUGACCCAAAGAGCAUGUGCAUCUCUGCUCUAUAAAUGAAGCCUUUAAAAAUGAAAAAAUUGUAUUUCUUAGAAACAGCUGCCUUUAUGUUCUAUUAUUCAAAUGUGAUAAACGUGUAAAGCUAUGUAGUGUCACAUCUUUGUGCAAUUGAUUUUUGUAUAGCGAUUUUAAACAGCAUAGUGCUUUUAUACAUGAUAAAUAUCUAAAAAAAAAAAGUCAGUACUGUGCACAAGUAUGUAUACUGUACUGAUGGCAUUUAUUAAGCCAUAUAUAUGCAAUAUAUAUAUAUUGUGUAGAGACAUAGACACAUGAUCAGCCAUAAUAUUUUAUAACUUGACCUUUCUGAAGUGACGACUUUUUUGGCUGAGGAGUGUGUGUGCGUGUGUGUGUGUGUGUGUUAAUGUUUUAAAAUAAUUAUUGUAUGGUUAUAUUAACAGUAACUUAACUAAUUUCUACAUUUGAAACUUAAUACAAGCUACACAAGCAAUCAGCCAUAACAUUUACAAUACUUUGACUUUAUCUCCCUCUCUCUUACACUAUAUAUACUGAGAGAAGGAAAGACCCCAAAAAUUUAUACAAACUUUAAGUUAUCAUCAAGCCUUUUUUUUAACUGGAAUUUAAUUAUUCCAGUAGGUGCAUUAUUGUGUAGAACUGUAUUAUGUUUUCUCUAAGAUGUCAGUAGUUGCAUGAUUGUCGAUGCUCUCAUGUGACUGUCAGGGGAAUUUAUAUAUUUUUCAUGUCCCUCUGUGUAUGAAUGCACACACUUUCUAAGUUCCAAAAUAAUUCAGAACAUAUAAUGAACAGUAACAACAAAUUUCUACCUUUCUAACUUUAUGUUUGGACAGUUUUAGAGAAAUUAGCUGUUAGGUUGUUGCAGGGUGUUCUCUGUUGGUCAUAUCUCACACAGUGAAUUUUUUGUAAAUUUUUUUAGCAGAAACAGUCUGUGAUCCCUGUAACUUUUUUUUUUUUACUUAAAAAUUGCUGGAUUGUUCAGACUGUAACCACAGUUUUGCAAUUUAGCAAAUAGAAAACAUUCACAUUCAUCUGUACUUGACAUAUGCAUAAACAUCCUGUUUUUUUUUUUCUUUUCUUUUUUUUUGCUUUAACUUGAUAAUUUUUACUAUGCUGGUUUGCUGCAUACAAGAUUUAUGAGAAUUUAAUUACAGAAACUGGACAUACGGUUACUGAGGGGUACAGGGGAGAGUGUGUCAAACAAAAACCAUAUGUUUUUUAAGCCUUCCUGUAAUCUCACACCAUUUUUGUGAUUUUAAUGAAACAAAUGUACUAAUUUUAUUUUAGAAACUAAUAUAAAAGUAUUUUGACUUUUUCUUUACUAAUCAGCAGAUAUUUAUGUGUUUAUAUUAGCAGACACUGCUAUGACUAAAAAAUAUUGAUAUACUCUGUACGGCUUUCAAUUUUUUUUAAGAAAUGAAAAGUUGCUGAUUGUUAUUAUAUUAAA
Molecule: messenger RNA, 3158 nt
Organism: Clarias gariepinus (North African catfish)
Lineage: Eukaryota; Metazoa; Chordata; Actinopteri; Siluriformes; Clariidae
Gene: entr1
Product: endosome associated trafficking regulator 1
Exons: 8
Coding region: 242-1276 (344 amino acids)
Biological process (GO): regulation of cytokinesis; positive regulation of protein localization to cilium; positive regulation of cilium assembly
Cellular component (GO): midbody; recycling endosome; ciliary basal body
Source: RefSeq, a predicted model, not a curated record